Molecule: messenger RNA, 921 nt
Organism: Aspergillus tubingensis
Lineage: Eukaryota; Fungi; Ascomycota; Eurotiomycetes; Eurotiales; Aspergillaceae
Exons: 3
Coding region: 1-921 (306 amino acids)
Source: RefSeq, a predicted model, not a curated record
AUGUUUAAAGCCAUCGUAAUAUCUUCAGACCGGGAGCGAGCAAAAUAUGCUGUUACCUACAACCCACCACAGGAUGAUACAGUCAUCGUCAAUGAACAAAACGCCCAGAAGAUUGAAGAAGAGUUCGACUGGCGCGCCGAGGCUUUCACAUUCCCUUAUUCGGAUCGUAAACCACUCUUACCCUGUACACUCGACAUGAGAACCGGAUCCGCCUUUUGCCAUUCACAUGAGGCUGAUGACUGCAGAGAAUUUCCCGAACUCGAUGACUGGGGAUACCUCAACGUCCAACUUGUAGUCUGUCUGAUUCUCAAUGGCGAGAUGGAUCCUAUCAUUUGGGCGUGUGCUUAUCCUCGUGUCGGACUCAGGUCGUGGCAUUGCGAUUACAAUUCACUAACUCGUUAUCUCGAUGAGUCAGGCACAUCCCGACAUGAAUGGAACAUGCUUUACGGGAAGGCUUUACACUCCUACAUUGGUCUGAAUGUCGCCUAUUGCCUCCCAGACACCUGGGAACCAAAAGCCAAAACGUCAGGGGGCAAACAUUACCGAGAUACCAACAUUUGCUCCGCAAGUGCACCGCAGAUGAUGGAAGCUCGGAUUUCAUUCUCUGCAUGCAUCGGAAGCUCUUUGGUAUCGACAAGCACAGGAACUACGACGGUGCUUUUCACCCCAGAUCGCUAUGGGGUAUCCCCCUUUGACGAGUUCCUAACCCUGGAAACCCCUGCCCUCACUUUCUUGCCUCAUGAAAUGGAUAUCAGCGAGGUGCGCUGGAUUCUCUCUUACGCGGGGAAGCUUCCCAUGGAGUUGGUGCUUGACAUCAUGGAAUUCGCAGGCUACAGACCACGUCGCAGCCUGGAGGUCUUGCUUGAUCCUCUUCAUCCUACCAACCGCGGAGCUUUGGUUAAAUAUCUCGACCAAUGUUAG